This is a messenger RNA of Ornithorhynchus anatinus (platypus), 9203 nucleotides long. RefSeq names its product BAH domain and coiled-coil containing 1 (gene BAHCC1). Gene Ontology annotation, molecular function: chromatin binding. Lineage: Eukaryota; Metazoa; Chordata; Mammalia; Monotremata; Ornithorhynchidae. The record is from RefSeq and is a predicted model, not a curated record.
AGGAGCAGCCUCUUGCAGGACCGAGCUGCGGGGCUCGGAGACUCGUUGAGAUGGGGGCCGGCUAAAGAGGCGUUGUUGUAGGAGCGGGGCGUUUACAAUCAGCACAUUGAAAAAUCAUCAUCAUCAUCAUAAUAAUAUUAAUACCAAUAGGCAUAGAAAACAAAGUCACAUUUACUGAUUUAAUUGUGUUGCAUUCAGUUGCAUCCAGGGAAGCACCUCCAACCAUGAGGCCAGACCGCAGGAGCCGCGCCCGGCCGGGCCCCGAGGACCCCCGCCCGCCGACCCCCGCCGGGGGCUGCCGCCGCUGACCUCUCCGCUCCCGAGGACCGAGAGCGCUCCGGCCCUCCUCCGCGUCCGGCCCCGCGUCGCUCGGAUCGGGGGCUCCCCGCCCCGGGCCCCUGGAGGAGGGUCGUCGGCGUCGGCCGGGGUGGCCGUGGUGGUGGUGGUGGUGGCCGUGGUGGUCAGCGGGCUGGGCCGCGGGGGCGAUGGACGGCCGGGACUUGGCGCCGCAUCUGCUGUCGGAGCGGGGCAGCCUGGGCCACCGGGGUCCAGCGGCGGCCGCCGCCGCCGCCCGCCUCGCCCCGGCCGGCCCCCCCGGAGGACCCCCCGGAGGACCCCCCGGACCCGCCGCCGCCACCGCCGGUCAGCCCCCCGGACCCUUCCCGCCCGGAAAGUUCUUUCCCUCGUCGCUCCCCAUGGCCACGCACGCAGCCGGUAGCCACCUGAUGGGCAGCACCCCCGCGGCCACCUCCUUCAUGGGCAGCUUCCUGUCCGGCAGCCUGGGCACCGCCGCGCCCGUGCAUCCCACGGGCGCCGCCGCCUCCUCGUCCGAGCCCGGCUUCCGUGGCUCUCACUCGGGCACGCCGCAGAUCUGGUUCUCCCACCCCCACGAAGCUCCGGGGUACCCCAGGUUUUCGGGGAGCCUGACGUCCACUUUCCUACCUAUGAGCCACUUGGAUCACCAUGGAAACGGCAACGUUCUCUAUGGGCAGCACCGCUUCUACGAAUCCCAGAAAGAUAACUUCUAUCUGCACAACCUGCCGGCCCAGCCCACCCUCCUGACCGCCAACCCCAACUUCGCCGGCCUGGCCCGGGGCGGCCCCCUCGGCUCCUGUAGCCGGGAGCGGGAGGCCGGCCGCCUCCCGGACGGCUCCAAGGAGUUGGAGCGCUUCCCGCCGCCCAGGGAGAAGCUGGGCAAGGCGGAGGGCAAGGAGCGGGCCGAGGACGAGGCGGCGGGCAAGGAGCGCCAGAAGCUGGUGCCGCCCCUGGCCCCCGACGCCCACUGCAAGGAGGGCCCCCCUCCGAGGCCGGCCUGCCAGAGCCGGCCCAGGCAGCUCAACUCCUGCCUCCUCCUCGGCUCCAAGAUGCUCAACGGGGAGCCGGGCAAAGCGGGGUUCGCCAGCUGCUCCGGGGCCCCCCCGCCCCGCCCCGGCUGCUCCAAGGAGCGGGCCGAGCCGGCCCAGCCCUACGGCGAGUACCUGGAGCGACGUCAGAUGCUCCACCACUCCGUCUCCUACGCCGUGGCCCCCGCGCCCGCCCCGCCCCCGCUGGGCCCGGGACCCUUCCCCUGCCUGCAGCUCCACGCGGCCCCCGGCGGGCGCGAGGCGAAGGCGGCCGCCCCGGCCUUCGGGCACCCGAGCGACAAGGCCCGGGCCGCCCAGCCGGCCGGCGAGCCGGGCCCGCCGGGAGAGCGCAAGGAGAGGGCCCCCGAGGCGGGCCCGGACCCCCUGGGGGGCUACGGGCCCCCCGCCUACCCCCACCCCAAGGCGGAAGGGAAGGAGCGGCGGCUGGGCCUGGAGGCCGCCCUGAACGCGCGCCUCAAGGGGCUGGAUUACUUCAACGGCGCCGAGGGCCCCUUCUCCGGCCUGCCCCCCGCCAAGCCCGGCCCGGACAAGGGCGGCUACUUCGACCUCCCCCCGCCCCCUCCCCCCGCCCCCCAGGAUUGCUCCCGCCCCCACCCCCAGGACCCCCCGGGGGUGAAGAUCAGCCCCUCCUGCUGCACUUUAGACAAGGGCCCGAGCCUCGGCUCCCAGAAGGUGGCCCGCAUCCGGCACCAGCAGGCCCCGGCCCCCGAGCCGGACCAGGCCGAGGCCAAGAGGAAGGCCGCCGAGCUGGCGGGCUCCCUGGGCUACGGCGGGCCCCACCUGCCCCCCUGGACGGUCCAGGGGGGCCAGGGCCCCCCGCCGCCCCUCGGCGAGGACCGCCCGGGCCCCUACCUGGACCCCUUCGGCGGCGGCGGCUUGAAGCCGGCCCCCCUGAUGAGCCAGGACCUGCCGGCCGGGCCCGGCGAGGUGUCCGCCAUGAAGAGCCUCCUCAAGUACAGCAACCAAGCGCUCAUCGUGGGCCAGAAGACCCCCUUCGUGGGCCUGGGCCACCUCAAGCCCGGCUGCGGCCAGCAGGACGUCAAGUUCCCGGGGGCCAAGGGGCCGGCGGAGGCGGAGCGCCCCGACUGCGCCCGCAGCCGGGACCACGAGGGCCCCCACGGGGACGGGGAGGUCCGCCAGCCGCCCGUGGGCAUCGCCGUGGCCGUGGCCAGGCAGAAGGAGAGCCACGGGCGGACCGAGCCGGUCUACCGGGCCGGGACCGGCCGACAGACCCGGGCGGCCCCCGGCCUCAAAGCCGGCUGCUCCCGGGUCCUGCACGUCAUCGACCUGGAGGCCGAAGAGGAGAGGAAUCAUCUCUGUGACGAGAGGUUGGGCCUCGCGGGACGAGAGCUGCUUCUCCAGGACAACAAAGACCUGGUGGAGUUUUCACGCCUCCACCCGGCAAGCAGCUGCCCCGGAGACCUGACCUCCCACCUCAUGAUCGCCGGGGGCGCGACCCUGCAGACCGGCCAGCUGGGCGGGGGAGACCCCGCCGCCCACGCCCACCCGGCCCACCCGCCCUGGCUCUCUCGCACUCGCAGCCCUUCCAUCUGGAUGGGGGGACAUUCGUAUGGGAUCGGCCACUCAGCCUUGCACCAGAACCUGCCACCGGGCUUCCCGGCCGCAAUGUCCAAUAGCCUGCAGCCUGUGUUCCCCCUUUCCCAGGAUCCCCCCGCUCAGCUGGUUAUCCUGCCUAAUGAGCCGGCUCCCCACACCACCCCGCACCCACUCGCUGACGUGAUGGAGCAGGCGUCCCUGUGGCCACCCAUGUACCCCGGGCGAGCCCCCGCCUCGCACCUGCAGCCCGUCUACUCCCGCUCCCAGUUUCUCCGGCAACAGGAGCUGCUGGUAUUGCAGCAGCAGCAGCGAGCGGCCCGCGAGUUACAGCGACAGUGCCAGCUGCAGCGGAAGCCCGAGGAUCACCAGGCGGAGUUUGACGAACCGCUCCUGGAGAAGGCCCUGAGGCCCUCUCACAAACCAGUUGCCUUAACCCCCUCGACCAAGGGCACCGCCUCGCCCGCCGCCCAGUGCCCCGCCAAACUGUCGCCCUGCUGCCUCUCCCCGGGCCUGCGGCACCCCCCGAAAUGCCCCCCGCCCCGCCCCGCCGCCCCGUGCACUUUACCCACGUGCCCCGCCAGCAGCCCGGCUGUGGCCCCCCGCUCCCCCGCCGCCAGCCCCGGCCCCAGCUCCAAGGGAAGCCAGGCCGAAGACGAGACGGGCCAGGGGCCCCCCAAGGACUACCCCAAACCGCUCGAACCAGAUCUGCCGUCCGGGUACACCUACCCCGCGGUCGGCAUGGGCUGCCCUCCUCCCCUCCCCCCCGACCUUCACUCAGCCGACCCCGCGGACCCCCAAAGUAUGCAACCCGCCUCCGCGGGCACCGACCCCGAGCAGUCGCGGACGUUCCCGGCGGCCGAGCGGCCCCCCGGCCCGUCCGUCGCCCCGGCGGACGCCGGCCCGGCCGGGGGCCGGGUCCCCGAGGCCGGGGGGCCGAAGCCUCCGCCGGCCCCUCACCACCGCCUCCGCCACCCCCCGCACCGCCACCCCCUCCUCCUCCCCCACCCGAGGCCGCUCGGUUCCCCGGGGGAGCCGAAGGAGGCCCGCUACGGCUCGCUCCUGGACCCCGGAGGCCCGGAGGCCGAGAAUCGUCGGGAUUCUCCUCGGGGAGGGGAGCGGACGGAGGCGGGGGACGGCGGGGAGCCGGUGGAGGAGCCGGAGGAGGAGGAGAAGGGGCGGGCCGAGCCGGGCCCGGAGGGGAAGGGGCUCUCGGCCCCGGCCUCCCCCAAAGCCCCCGAGCCCGGGGUGCCGGGCCUCGCGGAAGAGGACGGUGACGGGGCCGAGCCGGAAGAGGAGGAGGAGGAAGAGGAGGAGGAGGAGGAGGAAGAAGGCUGGGACGACGCGCAGGAAGAAGCUCCCGGAGCCAAAGCGUGGCCCGGGUUGGACGCCCUGGUGGCCGCCGGCAUCGACCUGGGCGAUCUGCCCGCCCUCGGCCCGGCCCCGGCCGGUCCCCCCGCCCCUCCGGCCUGGCACCGGACCUCAGGGAUGCCCGGGAUCGCCCUGCUCAGCGAACUGGCCGACCUGGAGUUCCAGCGGCAGAGGUGCGAGGAAGCCAAAGAAGUUGAGGAAGAGGACUUGAUGACGUUCAACCUCCAGCACCUGGCCACCAUCGCCGCCGCCUGGUCCCUGGCCGAGGCCGCCAGCCGAGGGGGCGACCCCCCGGGGGGGGCCGGGGCCGGUCCCCCCCCCGCCGGACCCCGCUGCUCCACCCCCAGCCCCCGGGUCCAGAUCCUGCUCCGCAAGGGCGCCUGGACCCCCAAGAUCAAGCCCGUCUGCCCCCUGAAGUCGGCCAUCGACCAGCUGGACACGGAAGAGGUGGAGAUGCGCGUGAGGUUGGCUGCCCUGCAGAGGUGCUACAAGGAGAAGCAGCGGGAAUUGGCCAAACUGCAGCGGCGCCACGACCACGAGCGAGAAGAGAGUUCGAGGAGCCCAGCCCGUCGCGGGCCGGGACGCCCCCGGAAGCGGAAGCACUCCAGCACGCCCCCCGCCCUCCGCCACGCCGGCCAGCCCCCCAAGUGCGACGCCAAGGCCGUCAGAUCCGUCAAGGCCAGCCUGACCCUCCUGUGCGCGGAGCUGCAGAGUGAAGGAGAGCCCAGGAAGACCCGGAAGUUGGACAAGGGGGUCUACGGUGGGAUCAAGAACUCUCAGGAGAAGAUGCGCUGUAAGCCAAGCGGCUCCCAGAGGAAGCUGGCCUGCAAGGUGGCCCACAAGGUGUCCCAGCUGAAGCAGAAGGUCAAGGGCAAAGUACUGCCCGGCGGGCUGAGCCCCUUCCACCGGAAAGAAGCCAACCCCGGCAGCCAGAUCCAGAAGUUAUCUCGGGCCAAGAGCGCCAAGGCGGCGGCUAAAUACCCGGCACUGGACGGAGACGGCAAGGACACCACAGAGUUCCAGGCCAAACCCACAGCGGGCGGAGCGGAAGCCGGCAGCGACCGGGCUGGGGAGGAGGAGGACAGCGAAGACAGCGAGGGUCUCCUCGGCAAGAAGCCCCCGCCGAAGGACCCCGGGCCCCUCCUCCACCCGGGCCCCAACGCCGCCAAGCUGGGACCCUCCCCGUCCUCAGUGGUCAAGAUGGAAGCCAACCAGAAGGCCAAGAAGAAGAAGGAGAGGCAGGGCUUGCUAGGCUCGUGCCGGAUCUCCAGCCCCGAGGGGGAGGUCAAGAUCAAGAGACGUCCGGCCAGGCCCGGGGUGGAGGCGGGGCGUUUGGAACAGGCCGCCCUGCUCAGGCGCCCGGGGGUCUGCGAAGGGAAAAAGAAGCUGAAGGGGAAGACGAGGUGCGGCCUACAGCAGCCCCUGGGCCCCGAGUCCGGCCCGGCCGGGGGUCACCCCCUCCUCGGCCAGGCCCGAGCCUUUACCUCACGGGAGGAGAGCGGGAAGAUGGCCAGCGAGCGCCUGAAGAAAGCCACCAGGAAAAGCAAAGUCCUGCAGUCCGCCUUGAGGCGGAAGAACGGGGCUCUCUCCAUCACCCUGUCGCCCCGAAAUGCCAAGAGCAUCCUGGGAAAGGGGAAGAAGCUGGCCAAAGUGAAGGGCAAAGCCGUCAGCAAGCAGGGCAAAGGUCGUGCGGUGAGCCGGCUGCUGGAGAGCUUCGCCGUGGAGGACGAUUUCGAGUUCGAUGACAACAGCAGCUUCUCGGAGGAGGAGGAAGCCAGCGGGGAACAGGCCUCAGUCCACGCUCAGUCGUGCACCAUCCACAAGGAAGACCUGCAGGAUGGUUUGCACGUCCUCAUUCCAAAGGAAGAUUGCCUUCUCUACGCCGGCAGCGUCAAGGCCCUGCAGCCUCCCGACAUCUACACCAUCGUCAUCGAGGGGGAGAGAGGACAUUGGCAGAAAACCUACUCCCUGGAGCAGCUGCUGCAGGAAGCGGUCCUUGACAUCAGACCCCAGUCGAGCCGCUUCCUCCCCCCCGGAACUCGAGUCUGUGCCUACUGGAGUCAGAAGUCCUGCUGCCUCUACCCCGGCAACGUCGUCAGAGGUGCUUCCGGCAGCGAAGACGACCUGGAUUCGGUGGUCAUUGAGUUUGACGACGGAGACACGGGGCACAUCUCCGUUUCUGAUAUCCGCCUGCUGCCUCCGGACUUCAAGAUCCCGUGCAUGGACCCCUCCCCGGCCCUGCUGAUUUCCGGCAGUUGCCGUAGAAACAAGAGGCCCCCCAGCGACGCCCCUCCCCCCGGCGAGGCGGCCCCCCGGUUGUCCCCCGAGAUCCGGGACGGGCCCGAGCCCCCCAAGAACUUGGGGAAGAAGCCCAUCGCCAAGGAGAAAGCUGGCAAAGCGGAGGCGCUGACCUCGGGCGCCAAGACGCCGGGGGCCGUGGUGACGAAUCACUUCCUGGGGCGGCGGGGCGGCCCCCUGCUCAGCUGGUCGGCCGUGGCCCAGACCAAGCGGAAAGCGGCCGCCAAGGGCACGGGCCUCCUGCAGAACGUCUUCCAGCUCAACGGCAGCUCCAAGAAGCUCCGGGCCCGGGAGCCCCUCUUCCCCGUCCACCCCCUGCCCGCCCCCGUCUUCGGCAACGGCUUCGGCGCCGACUCCUUCAGCAGCCUGGCCAGCUCCUACGCCCCCUUCGCGGGCGGCACGGGGCUGGCGCUCCCCGGCGGCGCCCACAGGCUCCUCAGGGCCAAGAAGGAGGCGGAGAAGGCCGGGAGGCGGAAGGCGGGGGUGGCCGGGGGGGAGUUCCUGGUCAAACUGGACCACGAAGGGGUCACCUCGCCCAAGAACAAGAACUGCAAGGCCCUGCUCAUGAGCGACAGGGACUUCGGGCCCAAGCUGGGCCGCCCCUCGGCCGCCCCCGGCUACCCCCACCCGGGCCUGGUGGGCAAGGAGAAGAAGGGCCGGCCCCCGGUCCACCCGAUGCCCAUGGGGCUGGCCCUGAGGAAGUUCGCCGGCCACGACUACGCCCUGCACUGCGACAGCGACUGCCACAGCUCCUACUCGGACGAGGACGGGGACCAGCUGGCCGCCAACGGGCCCUCCCGCUUCCUCGGCCACCUGUCCGGCUCCUCCUCCUCGUCCGUGUCCUCCUCGUCCUCCUCGUCCGGCUCCGUGUCCACCUCCAGCCUCUGCUCGUCGGACAACGAGGACUCGUCCUACAGCUCGGAGGACGAGGCCUCCGCCCUCCUGCUCCAGACCUGCCUCACCCACCCGGUGCCCGCCCUGCUGGCCGGCCCCGAGGCCCUGAGGGCCAAAGGGGGCCCGGGGCGCUGCUUCCUGGCCAAGGCGGCCGCGGCCGACGGCAAGGGCAAACUGAAGCGCAAGGAGCCCCUGAGCUUCUCCAAAGCCAAAGAGCUUUCCCGACGGCAGCGGCUGCCCUCCGUGGAAAAUCGGCCAAAGAUCUCCCCCUUCCUGCCGGCCCAGCAGCUGUGGAAGUGGCUGGGCAACCCUACUCAGAGGCGGGGCGUCAAGGGGAAGGCCAGGAAGCUGUUCUAUAAGGCCAUCGUGCGCGGGAAGGAGACGCUUCACGUUGGAGAGUGCGCCGUCUUCCUGUCGGCCGGAAGGCCCAACCUGCCCUACAUCGGCCGCAUCGAGAGCAUGUGGGAAUCCUGGGGGAGCAAUAUGGUGGUCAAGGUCAAGUGGUUCUAUCACCCCGAGGAGACCAGGCUGGGGAAACGGCAGAGCGACGGGAAGAACGCGCUGUACCAGUCGUGCCACGAGGACGAGAACGACGUCCAGACCAUCUCCCACAAAUGCCAGGUCGUGGGGCGAGACCAGUACGAGCAGAUGGCCAGGAGCAAGAAACACCAGGACCGCCAAGAGCUCUACUACCUGGCGGGCACCUACGACCCCACCACGGGGCGACUGGUCACCGCCGACGGGGUGCCCAUCCUCUGCUGAACCCCCGCCCGGGCACGUGGUCCGAACCUCGGCCCUCCCCGGUCCCCCCAGUCAGUGAAAACUUGAAAACCCCGUUCCGUUCUCCGCUCAAAGGACUCGUGCCCUUCCCAGCAGCCCGCGAGAGGUUGGCACGACGGAAUCCGGCCAGGGCAGAGCCCGCGAGACGGGCAUAGGGCCCCGUCUCGCCCAGGAGCCCCUUCCCCUUUCCCCCCUUCCCCGGUCAGGACCUUCUCCACAGGUGAGGCGGAGUCUGAGUAAAUAUGCAAAAACCCAUCACAGCAAGAUUCAGGCUUUUUUUCGUUCGUCCGGAUGUCUGUUCGGUUGGGUUUUUCUUUGGUGUGCGUGCGUUUGUUUGUUUGUUUGAAUUUUCCCUGGAAAGAGAGAUCUCUUUGGCUUCAGAACCCAGCACCCCCAUCUCCCAACCCAAACCCCAUUUCGUGCUCAUCUCCUCCCUCCUCCCCUGGAUCGCCAGUUCUUUGAGAGAUUAGAAUUCAAGCCAUAUUUUCCUAGUACCUCUGACUGUCUCCCACCAGGGAAACCAGAAAUCAGGUGUAUUGUCUAUUUAUUUCUUCGUGUAAAUAUUGUAUUUCUUCGGGGAAGUUUUAUGGAAAAAAAAACAAAUGGAAAAAAAGGGGUUUUUUUGGUUUGUUUUUGUUUUGUUACUGCAAGCGUGUGUGAGGCGGGAGGGAUUAGGGGUUUGGGGGUGGGCUGGGUUUUUUUUUUUUCCUUUGAAAAUGCACUGUUUUCCUCAGCCUAGCUGGGAUCCAGGACUGGGUAUUUCUGUAAAAAAAAAAAAAAAAAAAAAAAACCGAAAAAAAAAUCAAAAAACAGCACUUGGGUCAGUGGGAGAGGGGGCCGGUGAAGUGUUCUUAAAACCUCCUUCUGGAACUGGGUAGAAAACGGGAAAGCACAUGAGGGUCCCCUUCCUUUUCUCUGUCUCCGUCGCAUGAGGGUUUCAUU